UGCUGGAUAACAUAUUCACACUUAAUGACUUACUUCUACUGUAGCCUACUUGGGAUCGCACUACAGCACCAUGGACAUCAGCACUGCAAUUUUAAUAAUUGGCUUUGCUGCAGUGAUUGCAGCCUUCUUCCUUCUGGUAAUUGGUCUAAUGUACUCUGAGAUGAUGAAUUCAGACAUUCCUCAAGGGGUUGCAAAUCGAGGGAAACUGCAUGUAGUUCAUGGCUUGUUUGUUGGCAUAUCAAUUGUGGGCCGUAUCCUGGACCGUCUGGGUCUGUGUCAUCAGGUCAGGUUCACCAGGUGGUUCAGAAGACGGUUCCUGGUCCGUAUAAGACCAGUUCCCCCAGGCCUACGUGUGAAAGACCUGACCUUCUCUGAGGUGCCAGUCAGAGUGUAUGAGCCCACGACUGGUUCACUGGGCCUGAGGAGGGGACUGGUGUAUUUCCAUGGAGGAGGAUGGGUGUUGGGCUGUUUGGACACUGCAGAUGACAUCUGCAGGCACAUUGCCAAGGAGGCUGAAACCACUGUGAUAUCUGUUGGAUAUCGGCUUGCCCCUGAACAUCGGUACCCCACUCAGCUGGAUGACUGUGACGCUGCAACAUGCCACUUCCUGUCUGUGGCAGAGGCAGAGUUCGGGGUGGACCCAGGCAGAGUGGCAGUCGGGGGUGAUAGUGCUGGGGGAAACCUGGCAGCUGCACUAUGCCAACGUCUGGCCAAGAGAAAAGAUGGACAUCUGCUGUCUCCCUGUGCCCAGGUCCUCAUUUACCCAGCUCUGCAGAUGGCAGAUUUCAACCUGCCCUCAUACCAGCAGAAUCAUGCUGUGCCCAUAUUGUUCCGUGGCCGGGUGGCAUUCUACUUCCUGCAGUAUCUCAACGGGGACACGUCAGUGUGCCAGGACCUGCUGGAGGGGAACCAUAUCCCUGCUGAGAUGAGGCUAGCCUUCAAGGAGUGGCUCUCCCCAGAACACCUCCCUCCUGAGUGCAAGGUGCGGGGCGAACUCCAGCAGGUACACUCAGCCUUAGACUACAAAGGAGAGGUGUACCACAUAAUCAAAGACGGUUUGGAUCCGGAGGUCUCGCCGCUUCUAGCGGAGGAUGCUGUUAUCCGUCUGACCCCACCGGCCUUUAUCCUGACCUGUGAGUACGACGUGCUGAGGGAUGAUGGGAUCCUGUACAGGAAGAGGCUGUUGGACCUGGGACUGGACGUCACAUGGCAUCAUGUUCCAGACGGCUUCCAUGGACUUGUGGAUUUUUUCAAAAAGGGCUGGCUAACCUUCCCGUCUGCAACACAAGCUAUAAAUAGUAUUGUAAGCUAUGUAAAAACACUUUAAGAAAUGGAUGUUGAAGUUUGAUCCCUCUUUCAUGUUCCUGGCAAGGGAAAGCAAAUAAACACCUACACAGCUUAGUACAUGUUUUACUCUUAUUUUAAUAAAUUAAAGCAUUUGUUUUCAUUUCUACAGAAAAUAUAAUAAUAUUCAUUAUUUUUUAAAUUAAGACAUAUAUACCAUGUAUACAUGGUAUAUGACAUUUUAUAAUACAUUUUAUAAUGCAAUUCUAAAGUAUGCAUGCAAGUCUUAUUAUAAUGCAGGUCCUGUGCCUCCUAUUUGCCUCCGCUACUUCUCCAGUAUUCUGUCUGUCAGUCACAGAAUGUUUGCUGUAUCAUCACAACAGAGCUUCCUCUCCUGUCUGGUGCCUAUAUCACAAUAAGAUCAGGAGGAAUGCACCGUCAUCCGUUCUGUUUGAUCUAACUAUGCUCUGAUAUUAGGACCAAACCAGCUCAUGAUCGAUCAGCUGUAUGUGACACAUCAUGUUCAGUACCAUGUACAGUAUGGGUAAACAGGAAAAUGGACCCAACCUGGCUGGAGAAUGGCGCAGAGGUAUGCAAACAAAGUUCUAAUUGGAAACUGGGUGGAAGAGAAGCUGCAGGUAGAGUUUAUAAUCUAUUACAUAUUACAUUUUCAGAGGAGAUUGUCAUGCCUCAAAGAAGAAAAAAACUUUAGGGACUCAGCAUUCUCCACCCUAGGCAUUAGGAAAUGGAAUUCCCUCCCCACUUCCUUAAUCACUAGUGACAUAGAUCCUCCUCCAUGGAGGUCAAAGUGUGGAUCAAGGAGAAUCAAUCCAGCACACAUUGACUUAUUCUUAUUGCACUCAAGUUUCAAGUGUCCUGUAUAUAUGGUAUUAUUUGUUCUAUUUUGUGUUUCCUGUAAUUGUUUUAAUCUGUUUUGUGCAGGUGGGUCUAAUCCUGAAUGCUGAUUGGUUAAAACCGCAUUCCAGACGGUUGCUAUUCCACAAAUUACCACCAGCGAAAUCUAUGACGUGCACAAUCUGCUGUCUCAUCAGUUUAGCCAAACAAUUUAUAAACUUGACCUCCACUAUAAUAAGCAUCUAGACAUUAUUUCACAUUUCUU
Molecule: messenger RNA, 2404 nt
Organism: Oncorhynchus tshawytscha (Chinook salmon)
Lineage: Eukaryota; Metazoa; Chordata; Actinopteri; Salmoniformes; Salmonidae
Gene: aadacl4
Product: arylacetamide deacetylase-like 4
Exons: 4
Coding region: 71-1327 (418 amino acids)
Cellular component (GO): membrane
Molecular function (GO): carboxylic ester hydrolase activity
Source: RefSeq, a predicted model, not a curated record